CGUGAACAUCAUUGUCAAAAACAAUCAGUGUAACUUGUAAGUCACGAAGAUGCAGCUAAUCCGGCAAGUUGUAUACGUUCUACUAUAUCUACAUUUCUCCUCUCGUGAUGUUUCCACGCACGACAUUGACAUGUUAUCAGAAGAAUAUAUGAGCGGUACAAAUGAUUUCACAACAAUCAGUAACUGGAAAUGUGAGUCCGAUAAUGAAUGUACAGUGACGAACAGUACGUGCAGGGAUAAUGAGUGUCAGUGCGCACCUGGAUACAUCUAUAAUUCCAACAUGACAUCAUGUGUCAGAGUUGCUACCGGCCUGCUUGAUCCGUGCGAGGACUCGUUCCAGUGCUCGGCUUAUCUUUCCAAUGGCGGUGAAUGCGUUGACAAUAUUUGCGUAUGCGGCCCCGGCUAUUACUACCUACACGGUAGAUGCAAUCAAUACGUAGGCCUGUUCGAGAAGUGCAAAGAAAAUAUCGACUGCUACGUGAAUGCCGAUUUCGAGGCGAGCACUUGCAAUGCAACGGAGAAAAUUUGCGAGUGUAGCCCCGGCUUUUAUCAGCGCGAGUAUCGCACUUGUCGACGAGAGGGAAAAGCCGUCGGUAACGAAUGCACGAUAGACAUCGAUUGUACUUUCAAGAAUGCGAUCUGCAAGGAUUUCGUUUGCGUUGAAAAAUCCGAAUCCAAGGAAACUAAUGAAUUUUCGAGCGAUAUCGUAUUGACAGCUGAUUCAAACGAGUCCACAGGCGAGCAAAUUCGAGUGGGCAGCAAUUGCACGAGCGACGAGGACUGUAGUGAACUGGGAAACGCCGUAUGUGAUCUUACUGGGGCAUGCCGUUGUGUCCGCACGUAUUUCGCACCUGACGCGGACGCCAAGUGUAUACCAGAGCUGGGAGAAUCCUGUCGCAGCGACGACGUAGGUAGCAUAGAGAAAUCCAUCUGCCGAGCAGGUAUAUGGAGUUGCACGAAUGGCACGGUCGCAUCCAGAGAUAAUCACGAGUGCCGCAAGGCGACCACGGAAUACAAUGGACAAUGUUACGAGAAGGAGGAUUGUUACAUCUUCGGCCCGGACGCCGAGUGCAACGAAAAUCAGUGCGUAUGCAACGCGACUUAUUCUCACUAUGUGGAAAGCGAGCUCUUUUGCUGGGGAAACAGGGGGAUCGACGAGACUUGUAUCCAGAACUACGACUGCUACGUCGAAGGUUUCGUGAACGAGUUGCUCUGCAAAGACAAUAAAUGCGGCUGUCCCGAUGACACGCACAUGAACAAGAACGAGACAGCCUGUAUUAAAAACGUGGCAGGAAUCGGGGACAUUUGCGAAGUAAACGAGGACUGUAAGACAACAAACACGAUUUGCAAUGAAAAUGUGUGCGAUUGUCAAGAAAAUUAUUAUCCGUCAAAAAAACGUGAAGAGUGUUUGGCAGGUCUCAAUUCCACCUGCGAGAUGGACAAACAAUGCAUACCGGCAGACUCCGUGUGCAUUUCAAAAGUAUGUUCUUGUAAACAGGACUACGUGCCCGUAUCUAUUGAUACGUGUCUACCAACAUUGCCGUAUGGUGAGUCUUGUUCGCAAAAUAUUCAAUGUUCUGUCAUCGUACCGGGUGCGAUCUGUGCGGCUGUCAAACAAGACAGUGGAAAUAAGAUUUGUACUUGCGACGAAAAGGACCACUAUAGAUUCGGGAGAUGUUUUAAGAAGAAAAUGCUCAGCGAGACUUGCACGAAUAUCGGCGAGUGUUACUUAAAUUUCAACGCGGAUACAGUGAUGUGUAUGAACGGGGAAUGCACGUGCAAUUGGGGCUACAUGAAAUGGAACAAUAGUGUCUGCUUGAAAGAUAAGCGAACCCUACAUUUUCUCAACGAUGGUGUCAUCAAAAUGAUGUCCACAGGAUUACUUCUGGUCAUGCUCCUCCUUACCUCUUGUGAUAUUUUUUAAAUUUUGCAAUAUAUUCGUUCCAACAUAAAAGAUAUUCUAUAAUAAGAAAAAAUAUGGUCACAAAUUUCUAUGACGUCAAGCAUAAUGUUAUUGUUUUUAUUACUCGUAAAUAAAUUUAUUUAAUUUCUUUA
Molecule: messenger RNA, 2055 nt
Organism: Odontomachus brunneus
Lineage: Eukaryota; Metazoa; Arthropoda; Insecta; Hymenoptera; Formicidae
Product: prion-like-(Q/N-rich) domain-bearing protein 25
Exons: 13
Coding region: 50-1924 (624 amino acids)
Source: RefSeq, a predicted model, not a curated record